Molecule: messenger RNA, 1235 nt
Organism: Dioscorea cayenensis subsp. rotundata (Guinea yam)
Lineage: Eukaryota; Viridiplantae; Streptophyta; Magnoliopsida; Dioscoreales; Dioscoreaceae
Product: cinnamoyl-CoA reductase 1-like
Exons: 5
Coding region: 52-1110 (352 amino acids)
Molecular function (GO): oxidoreductase activity, acting on the CH-OH group of donors, NAD or NADP as acceptor
Source: RefSeq, a predicted model, not a curated record
GUGAGUUCUCAUCCCUUCUCUUCAAUCCUCCUAAAUUUCUUCAUAACAAAGAUGAGCACCACCACCUCUCACAUCCGCAAGAACGGAGAUGCAAUUCUGUUGGCCGCCGGUCAUGAUCUCCGGCGACAGACGGUGUGUGUGACUGGUGCCGGCGGGUUCAUCGGGUCAUGGCUUGUGAAACUUCUACUUCUCAAGGGAUACAACGUUAGAGGCACAGUCCGAAACAUAGAGGAUCCGAAGAACUUGCACUUGAAAGGAUUGGAAGGAGCUGAGGAAAGACUGAUAUUGUACAAAGCUGAUGUGUUAGACUAUGAAAGCAUUUGUUUGGCAUUCGACGGUUGUGAUGGCAUCUUCCAUGUUGCUUCUCCGGUGACCAAUGAUCCGGAGAAGGUGAAAGUAGCGGUGGCAGGCACAAUGAAUGCAAUUAAUGCGGCGGCAAAAGCCGGUGUUCGUCGAUUUGUAUUCACUUCUUCAAUUGGAGCUGUUCACAUGAGCCCUAACAGAAGUUCAGACACUGCUUUGGAUGAAAAUUGCUGGAGUGAUCUUGAUUACUGCAAGAAAACAAACAAUUGGUAUUGCUAUGCGAAAAUGGUGGCAGAGCUUGUGGCAGUGGACUUGGCCAAGAAAAGAGGGUUGGAUUUAAUUGUAGUCGUUCCUCCGGUGACAGUGGGACCAAUGUUACAACCCACACUAAAUGCAAGUUGCUUUAGGGUCCUCACCUAUAUGAGAGGGACCAAGAAGGCAUAUCCUAAUGCAGUCAUGGCCCUAGUUGAUGUUAGAGAUGUUGCUCAAGCUCACGUGCUUGUUUAUGAAAACCCUAAUGCUUCAGGUAGAUAUUUUUGUAUAGCGACGGUGAUUCAUCGAGCUCAGUUUGUUGCAAUGCUUUCGGAGAUGUUUCCAGAAUAUCCCAUCACUAACAAGUGUGAAGAUAAGGUAAACCCAAGGGUUAAGCCUUACAAAUUUUCAAACCAAAGACUCCAGGAACUUGGACUAGAGUAUACUCCAAUAAAGAAAAGUCUAUAUGAAACGGUGAAGAGCUUAAAAGAGAUUGGCCACCUCCCUCCUGCCCGCGUCUUCCAUGAGCAACCAAGAAUUACAGCUUCUCUUUAAAAUCAUAUGAUUUAUAUUUUUGAAUGGAUGGAACAAUUAUGUGUGUUCUAUUAAGUUCUUCUUGCUUUAUUGUUGUGUUACUUUUACAUCUUUUACAUCAUAUAUUAAAGUCCUUUUAAAUUUAA